AUGGAUUUUUCCUAUGUUCGCUCAAUUACAAGUCUAUUGCCUAAAAACGUUCGUCCAGAUUUCCAGCCGUAUUAUGAUUACAUGAAAGACGUGUUUGUGGACAAUCCACGCAUCCAGCAAUAUAAUGGAUACAACUUGUACCCGGGGUUCGAACCGAGUACUGCAGAUUACGUUUGCAACAAAUGGAAACCAAGAAAAAAUGACGUCAUUAUUUGCGCAUAUCCUAAAACAGGGACAAAUUGGCUCCAAGAGAUCACAAGACAAAUAAUCUAUCUCAAAGACCCGGAGUUGCUUCAGAAAACCAAAGCCUUUUCGCAUUUUUAUUCUUUGCUCGCAUACGGACCGGCAUCCAAAUAUGAAAUUACGGAUAAACUUGAAAUACCGAGACGUAUCUUUGGAACGAAUCUACCAUCUCAGUGCCUUAAUUUAGAAAAGUUUAAACGCAUUGGGACAAAGUUGAUCCACGUUAUCCGUAACCCCAAGGAUCAAGCGGUAUCGUGGUAUUACUUUGCCCAGCACCACCCCUUCAUUGCUGCCGGGGUACAACCAUUUGACCAACAUUGUCCCAAAGACGUGGAAAAGUUUAUAGACAACUGCAUUGAAGGGUCUCAAAGGUUUUUCGGAUUGGAAAAUGAAGGUUACCUUCACCACGUAAGAGGAUGGUACGAUCAUAAGGGAGAUCCCAACAUUCUAUUUAUCUCAUUCGAAGAUUUAAAACGCGACUUGCCGAAAGAAAUUCGUAAGAUUGCGAAAUUCAUUGACGUCCAAAUAUCGGACAGUGAUGUAAACGAUAUCGUAGCUAACACUGCGAUAAAUAAGAUGCCACAAACUGAGAAAACGAAUAAUGAUAUUUCAAAGUCCAUGAUUCGGAAAGGCAUCGUUGGCGAUUGGAAAACCCACUUUACAGAUGAACAAUCAAACCGACUCGAUGCGAAAGUUCGUGAGGUUUUGUCCAACACAGACAUCCAGUUCACAUACGAGUUGUAAUGGACAACUGCGGUAUAACAUCUCAACUCAAAUGUGGUAUCCCUACAGACUUAUAUACUGCUUCCCCAGGA
Molecule: messenger RNA, 1058 nt
Organism: Ciona intestinalis (vase tunicate)
Lineage: Eukaryota; Metazoa; Chordata; Ascidiacea; Phlebobranchia; Cionidae
Source: RefSeq, a predicted model, not a curated record